CUGACCCAGUCCCGAGAGCUGAGCUUGGUCUUGCUCCUGCUGUUAGCUUCGGUGUACACAGCCACCGUGCUGGGAAACCUCCUCAUCAUGGUCACGGUGACCUGGGAGUCUCGCCUGCACACCCCCAUGUACUUCCUGCUCCGCAACCUCUCCGUCUUGGACAUCUGCUUCUCCUCCAUCACUGCCCCCAAGGUCCUGGUAGACCUUCUUUCCAGGAGAAAGACCAUCUCCUUCAACGGCUGCAUCACACAGAUGUUCUUCUUCCACCUCCUCGGUGGGGCAGAUAUUUUCUCUCUCUCCGUGAUGGCCUUCGAUCGCUACGUGGCCAUCUCCAAGCCCCUGCACUAUGUGACCGUCAUGAGCAGGGGCUGGUGCACUGCCCUCAUUGUGGCCUCCUGGCUGGGGGGCUUUGUCCACUCCGUCGUGCAGAUCUCCCUGCUGCUCCCACUCCCCUUCUGUGGACCCAACGUUGUGGAUGGCUUCUACUGUGAUGUCCCCCAGGUCCUCAAACUCGCCUGCACUGACACCUUUGCCCUUGAGGUCUUGAUGAUUUCCAACAAUGGCUUGAUCUCUACACUGUGGUUCCUCUUCCUCCUGGUGUCCUACACAGUCAUCUUGACGAUGCUGAGGUCACUCGGUGAGGGCAGAAAGAAAGCCAUCUCCACCUGCACCGCCCACAUCACCGUGGUGACCCUGCACUUCGUACCCUGCAUCUACGUCUACGCCCGGCCCUUCACCGCCCUCCCCAUGGACAGAGCUGUCUCCAUCACCUUCACUGUCAUCAUCCCUGUCCUGAACCCCAUGAUCUACACCCUGAGGAACCAGGAGAUGAAGUCAGCCAUGAGGAGACUGAAGAGGAGGCUUGGACCGUCCCAAAAGGAAUAGACGGCGUGGAGCUCCCACUGCGGCACAAUGGGAUCGGCAGCCUCUUGCAAGCGCUGGGACGCAAGUUCAAUCCCCGGCCGGCACAGUGGAGUAAAGAUCCUGUGUUGCUGCAGCUGUGGCUUAAGUCGUGACUGCUGUUCGGAUCUGAUCCCUGGCCCAGAAGCUCCACAUGCCGCAGGGUGGCCAAAAAUGAAAAAAAAGGGGGAAGGGGCAGGAAUAGACACCUUGAAGCAGAUUAGAAGAAUCAGAACCAAAAAGUAUUUUCUUACAACACAAUAGAAGAUCCCAAUCAAUAGACCAUUUUUUCUUUCCUUUUUUUUUUUUUUUUCUUGGUCUUUUUGCC
This is a messenger RNA of Sus scrofa (pig), 1228 nucleotides long. RefSeq names its product olfactory receptor 4D9-like. NCBI's taxonomy places the organism in Eukaryota, Metazoa, Chordata, Mammalia, Artiodactyla, Suidae. The record is from RefSeq and is a predicted model, not a curated record. Gene Ontology annotation, molecular function: olfactory receptor activity; G protein-coupled receptor activity. Gene Ontology annotation, biological process: G protein-coupled receptor signaling pathway. Gene Ontology annotation, cellular component: membrane.